AAGCCCAUGCUAAAAUACAGCAACAACUCCAUCAAGCCCGUCCAGCUGUUCAACCAUGCUGACCUAGUUUCCGUGCGAAGCAAUGCUGAGGCCGCCCGCAACGCCUACAGCAGUCUGAGCAAUGCCUCAGCCAACAGCACCAUGCCAACGCCGUUCCGUUCUACCAUGAAACCGCCCCCUAGUCCCCAGCAACUUCUCAAAGCAGCCACUGGUACUAACAUUUCGUCCACCUCAAGUGGAAAUGCUGCCCCAAAAUCUGCCACAACGAAGGGUCACAGCAACCCAUACGCCCGCCCGCUGAGUGCCAAAGACAUUGCGAGUGACCUUCAAUCACAGCAGCAGAAGAUCAAGAAGACCAACAGUGUAUCUCAGAUGCAAUCGGGUCCCAAUGCCAUGUUUAAUAUCGGACCAGACGGAACGCCAGUAUUUGGUUAUCCAAUGAACGCGUUCAUGCGUCCCCAGAGUGCCUUGCGAAAGGAGACUCCUGCACAGACCUCCGUAGCGAAAUCUACAACAACGAAAAAAACUAGCGAGGAAACGACAGCAUCGAAAACUGGAGCGACGAAAUCUACCGCCACCGCGAGUCCUAGAAAAGAAAUUCCGCCGACAAAGCUAGAACGGGAAACUGACCUUAGUCUGAAUGGUCAGUCAAAUAAUAAAGAAAAUAGUGGACUGAAGAUUCAGUUCGGACCGGCGUCAAAAGUAAUACCUGCUUCGAGUAGUUCACAGUUGUUAAAUCAGAGUGUUAAUAGCCCCUCUUCUAGUCCUGUAAAGGUGUCUGCAGCCUCACAGACUCAAAAUAGCACCCUUGCAAAGAAUGUGGACUCAAGCUUGAGCUCCAUUCCCUUUACUCAAGAAGUGGGCUCGGAAAAUAGUUCAAAGGCUGUUGCGUACGCUAAACCAGUCUCUUCGCUGCCGCGUCCGGGUUCUGCCGUGAAAUCUGUUACGCCAGAUUCGCAGAUGCCAGUUCGGAACCUGAAUUACACUCCCACUAAACCGUACCACGAAGUGGCGAAUCCAAAACCUGUAAUUUCAGCCACAACCAAAACUCAACAGACUAGCGAGACUAUAAUAACCGUGAAAGCAGAGCCGCCGAAAGGCGUAACUUAUAUGGCUCCCUCUGUAAUAAAUAAGCCAAAUAAGGCAAACAAGGCUGCCUUAAGCCAGAGCAGCGGCUCAAAUAGUUCCAAACUCUCCAGUGACAGUUCUUCAUCGGGAACAAUGUACUAUAGCAAGAAGUCGAAAGCGGAUAUUAUGAUUCACGAACAACGCCCACCAGCCAUUGGUGCGCCUUCCAAACCCCUUCGAGGAGCUGAAAAGGGGUCAGCCACAAAUUUUACGUCUGGGUCAGAAUUAGAUGAAGCAGCAGAUGAUGAGUCCGAAAUUCCAUCAGGGGAGAGGAUGCCAGGUGAUGGGGAGGCCAGCCUACUUGGGGAUGAAAAUGAGGACGAGGACUUCCCAGAAGAUUGUGAAGAUGACAUCGUGGACAAUCUAGAUGAUGACUUCGUUGGAGGAUCCGACGGCGAGUCCGAUGGGUAUUCCUUCACUAGCAGUAGCAUGUCACGCCCCUCAACCUCAACACAACGCCUAAAGUCACGACCCGUGAGCGCUGUAGAAAGUGAGGUCAUCAGCGUCAGUCGAUCUCAGACCGCCUCGCCCGAUAGGAGCAUCAAGCCUCCACUGACCAAGAGUUUGUUUCCAAACAUUCCGCCAGUCGUGACUUUCGUUGCUGAGGGCGACAAAGUUGAGCAACUACCAUGGGAAGUGAGAAAAUACCUUAAAUGGCGUAUAACCUCCAUAACUCCGAAUGUUGUGAAACACUGCCUUGCGCGAUCAGGAUUUCGGAUCACGAAACGCAACCAUGACUGGCUGGGCUGCUGGGGAAAGCACAUGAAAUCUCUGGGAUUCAAGGCUUUAAGAGAGUAUCAGAAGCUGAACCAUUACCCAGGGUCAUUCCAAAUUGGCCGCAAAGAUAGAAUGUGGCGUAACCUCUCAAAGAUGCAGGUCCACUUCGGGAAAAAGGAGUUUGGGUUUUUCUCGCAGACCUACUGCCUUCCAUAUGACUCAAAGCUCCUGAAACGAGCCUUUGAAGACGGAAGUACAAAGCAGAAAUGGAUAGUUAAACCACCAGCUUCUGCUCGAGGUAUCGGAAUCAAGGUUAUCAGCAAACUAACCCAAGUACCAAAGAAACGGCCUGUAAUAGUUCAAAGGUAUCUUGCCCGUCCCUACCUUAUCAACGAUAGCAAGUUUGACAUGAGGGUCUAUGUGUAUGUCAGCUCGUUCGAUCCGCUACGGCUCGAUGUGUUUGAAGACGGACUUGCAAGAUUUGCCUCAAUGAAGUAUUCCAGUUCCAUGAAACAUCUCGCAAACAAGUUCAUGCACCUGACAAACUACUCAGUGAACAAGAGAAAUGCUGACUACCAGGCCAAUGCAGACGACACUGUGUGUCAAGGGCACAAGUGGGAAUGUCGAGAAAGCUUAAAAAAGAAACAUGGGGAGGAGUUUUCCUACCCUGUGUUGGCGUUUCACGGCACAAUGGAAACGAAUAUCAAGCCUAUAUGUGAGACUGGAUUAAAAAUACCUGGGGACAACGGCCAUGCGCAUCGUACAGACACUGGCUGGUAUGGCAAGGGAGUCUACUUCAGUGAAUACCCCGCCUACUCCAUGGGUUAUAUCCAGGGCGCGACCCAACUGCUGCUCUGUCAAGUUCUACCGGGCAAAGCCUAUCAGUGUACAAAGAUUAUUCACGGGCAUUCCCUGAUGAAAAGUUACGCUUCCCACGUGUCUCCCUGCAAGAAAGAGCUUGUCAUCUUCAACAAGUAUCACAUUCUGCCACAGUACAUCGUCCACUAUCAGCCGAAUGCCGGAGAAUUCAAAUACACUUCUCCACCAAAACCCAAAUCGGCUGCUUGUAACACAGCAGAAGGCAAAAAAGGCAAAGGGAAGAAGAAGGGAGGAAAGCUUACACUAGACGAAUUAACAGACACUGAGGUGUUGAAAACCAAGCACGACCAGGCUAUAGCCAUGCCUACAUCAAGCACAUUGGAUGGAUACAAUAUUCAGUUCACUGGGACUUUCCAGAACACCCAGGCCGGUAUGACUGCCCUGGUCAAAUCACAUGGCGCAACAGUAGGAACAAAAGCUGUUUUCAGUCUACUGAUAGCUUCGAAGCUUGAGUUUGAUCUAUCAACAAACAAAAUCCUGCAGGCUAAGAAGAAAGGGGUUUCAAUAGUAGGUGAAAUGUAUUUGUACGACUGCAUCAUCAACCAUAAGAAACAGAAUGAGGAUCAUUACAGAUUAGAUGACUAGUCACAUACAAUAUUAAUGAUCACUAUGGCAUUGCUGAUUUGGUGGCCGUCAUGCCUUGCAACUUGGAAGUCCUGAUUUUGAUACCCUGGCCAGUGGCCACUUAGCCUUGUGACUGUGAGUUCACAAUUUCCAUCCUGUCAUCGACUCACUGGAGUUCUAGUUAACUAUUUGCUCACAAAAAAUGGGACAAAUUUUUUUAGCUGCAACAUCCAAUGGGGCAAGUGGGAGUACCUAUAGGAAACCCCACCUGACCGUAUGGUGACCACCAAAGCAAACUCAUAUGCUUCCUGAAUGUAGGUGCCGAGAUGAGGAUCACGUGUACCAACAAUUGCACUAACCAGACAGCAUAAAAAAAGACUCGAGAUUGUCUCGAUUAGCCAUCUGCUUUUGAUGAAAUUGAACAAAUAAAAUUAAAUUGGUUUGAACAGUUAUAGAAUAUUGUGUUUUACAUUUUGUCAGUUUAAGUCAAGUUUAAAUUGUUUAAAGUGAAGCGGUUGUAUCUGUUGAACAUUUUUAGAUUAGUAGAUAAAGUACCAUAAUGACUCAAGAUUUUCUGACAAUUAAACAAUUGUGUGAAUAAAUUUAGAUUCUUAAAAAUAUUCCGAGAAGUCUGUGUCAACCAAUGAUCUCUUUUUGUCUGUUGUUUAUGAGUAGAUUGUCAAAAUGGAUGUUAAAUUUU
Dreissena polymorpha is the source of this 3988-nucleotide messenger RNA. RefSeq lists its product as uncharacterized. Gene Ontology annotation, biological process: protein polyglutamylation; microtubule cytoskeleton organization. The transcript has 16 exons. The record is from RefSeq and is a predicted model, not a curated record. Gene Ontology annotation, molecular function: NAD+ poly-ADP-ribosyltransferase activity; tubulin binding; tubulin-glutamic acid ligase activity. NCBI's taxonomy places the organism in Eukaryota, Metazoa, Mollusca, Bivalvia, Myida, Dreissenidae. Gene Ontology annotation, cellular component: cilium. The coding region runs from base 7 to 3309 and encodes 1100 amino acids.